Messenger RNA from Aspergillus vadensis CBS 113365, 366 nucleotides. Its product is annotated as mRNA splicing protein SMD1. NCBI's taxonomy places the organism in Eukaryota, Fungi, Ascomycota, Eurotiomycetes, Eurotiales, Aspergillaceae. Gene Ontology annotation, molecular function: RNA binding. The transcript is spliced from 3 exons. Gene Ontology annotation, biological process: RNA processing; spliceosomal snRNP assembly. The coding region runs from base 1 to 366 and encodes 121 amino acids. Gene Ontology annotation, cellular component: U12-type spliceosomal complex; U4 snRNP; pICln-Sm protein complex. The record is from RefSeq and is a predicted model, not a curated record.
AUGAAGCUCGUCCGGUUUCUGAUGAAGUGCGCCAACGAGACGGUGACGAUUGAGCUGAAGAAUGGCACCAUCCUCCACGGCACCAUCACCUCCGUCUCCCCCCAGAUGAACACCUCCCUCCGCACGGUCAAAAUGACCCCCAAAGGCCGCGACCCUAUUUCCCUCGACACCAUCAACAUCCGUGGCUCCACGAUCCGCUACUACAUCCUGCCCGAUAGUCUGCCCCUCGACACGCUGCUGAUCGACGACACGCCCAAGCCCAAGAACAAGGCGCGCAAGGAAGCCGACCGCGGAGGCCGUGGUGGUCGUGGUGGUCCUCGUGGUAGAGGGCGCGGUCGUGGCCGUGGCCGUGGUCGUGGAUUCUAA